Fusarium venenatum is the source of this 1959-nucleotide messenger RNA. RefSeq lists its product as uncharacterized. The record is from RefSeq and is a predicted model, not a curated record. Lineage: Eukaryota; Fungi; Ascomycota; Sordariomycetes; Hypocreales; Nectriaceae.
AUGGCUGGCGCAGCAUCCGCCAAUGGAAGCUCUAAUACAAUUGGUUACACAAUCCCCGGAUCAUCGAGGAUCUUUGCAGCGCUUUCUACGGUUCCUUUCUUAUUGGUAAUCGCUGGUUUACUAUUUUAUGUUUGUCUUUCACACAUCUGGACAAAGAUAACAAAGAGACACCUAAAGUCAAUCAAACCAAGAUGGAAACCACUAUCGUUACGAACCCCAACUCUACUGUUAUACCUUGCUCUCACUUUGGCACUUAUCUUGCUUCUUGAGUCGGCAAGCCUUGCACUUCCAGGAUCACAGACAGAUGUCACAACAGAUGAUUCAUCAAGCGCCACCUCAACUUAUACGUUUGUUCCCGCCCAAACCUCGGACAUGAGUGCUGCAUACUCCGACAUCACAUCAGAGCCAUUGGCUAAAAGGGGAGGUGGUCCAACUGCUCCAGCUCCGAAUAUUGGGUGGCUUUCACUUGGCGAUGAUGGAUGGUUAUCCGCCCAAACAUCAUACUUCAUCGGCACGUUUGUACCCACUUUAGUGGCAUCGCUCUUCUCCAUCCUUUGGAAAGUGCUGGAUACCGAGACGAAGACUCUGGAGCCAUUCGCUCAACUAGCAACACCCGGUGGCGGAACAGCAUCGAACACGAUUCUUCUCCAUUACAGUGGUAUCCAUGGUUUCCUGUCUUCGAUUACUGGGUUAUUCAACGGGCAUGUUGCUGUUACUCUCUCAACCGUUCUCAAGUACAGCUCAGCUUUGUUGAUCCCUUUAGCUGCUGAAGCCGUUCAUCUCAAACUACAAGGAGGAUGUCUGCAGGACUGGACGGAUCAUUGCACAGCGGUGCUUCAAGCCUCUGAUCCCGUGAUCCGGAUAGCCCAGGCACUGCUUGCUUUUAUGGCAUGCUUAAAUCUUGUAUACCUGGUAUUAGUAAGCAGGAGAAGACUUGGGGUCUCAUUCGAUCCACGCAGUAUUCUAGGAAUGGCAAGUCUUGCUAUUAACCCAUAUCUCUCAGCUUUGAUGCGCAGACUUCCCACGGGAUCUGAUGGAAUGUUCUUGCUAGACGAAGCCAGCUCAACAUUAGGAAAGCAUAAAUUCGAAUUUGGGCACAUAACCUAUUUGUCUGGAGAACAAGAAUAUGGAAUCAUUGUUACAAACGGUGAUACUCAAGAUCAGUCUCCAUUGGCUAAGUCUACGACAACAAAGGUAAACACUACGCAGUCGUCCACCCGAUCGAUGCUAUUGAGUGUUUUGAUGAUUCUCGGGUUUGCAAUGUUCAUUAUUGGAAUAUGUAUAUUGAUUCUCUACUACCGACUUACCGACGACAAUACUGGAUUUGAGAGGUUUAUGGAUUCUCAAAGCACAUUUGGAGUCAGAUUUCUCUUUACUGUUUUUGGUUUGAUUAUUGGAUUUGGAUGGGCUGCUAUCUUUCAGGAGUUAACCGGGAUUCAUCCUGCGUUUGAAAUUUCGCAAAAACCAUUCAGUGCUAAGCACUCCGUCCUUAUGCCGCUAUCACCGAGUCCCUACCAGGGAGUUAUAACGUACCUCCGCCACGGACAUAAAAUUCUGGCCCUUGUUUCUUUAGUCACGAUCUUCAGUGACUUUCUGCCGAUAGCACUCGCCAACAUCCCAUUUAGCAACGCAAUCACGUGGUCAACGUUUGAUAUUUGCACUUGGAUAAGCAUUGGAGUGCUAUGUUUCAUGCUUCUUGUGCUUGUUGUUAUUGCGACGGCAAUUCUUCGCAAGUCUUUGAGUGUCCUGGAGCCCGAAAGAUGGGGAACGCCAGCGGCAACACUGUAUUUAGUUUGUAACUCAGAUGAUUUCCUUUCACAGCUACGUGGUAUGUCAACUGCCAGGAGAACGGAAGUUAAGCAGAGGGUUAGAGCAUUGAACACAAGAUACUGUAUCAUGAGGUUACCAUAUGAUGGAGAGAGCGGGCCUCUCAGGGUUCAAGUUCUUGCUGGCAGUUGA